UCUGUGUACAUGUGUUGACUGCCACUGCAUGGCGUUGUGCGCACUGUGCAUGCGUGUGCGGGUUUUUAGUUUGGCGAAAAAGGAAGUGUUCUGUUGCAAAGGCAGCGAGGGGUUUUCCCUGGCUCCUCCCUCUCGUGCAGGGCGUUCACGUGUUGCAAGAAAAUACGCAAUUCCCAUCCAUUGUGUGUUCCCUCGCUUCAUUCAAAUGGUGCGUUUUUUUCCAAAAAAUAAGAACUGCAAUUGUAUUUGAUUAAACUGCAACGAUUUGGUCAUCACGAAGGAAUCGAUUACUUCACCCAUCGCAGUGCGGUUUGCGUUUUACAUAAUGCCUCAGAUUGAUCCACUAGGAUGCGUAUUAAUCACCCGCAAGUGCAUUCUGUUUUCUCUCGCAUUGGCACCAGGGUGUUUCCUCAGAAAUCACGCACACGCACGCUAGGAGAGAUAGAUAGAGAGGGAGAGAUCGAGAGAGAGAGAGAGGGAGGGAGGGUGAGACAGGCAGGCUUUGCAUGCAGACAGACUGACUGACAGGCGUGAACGUCUCCUUCUCCGCCUCGUCCGCGUCGUCGACUCUGCUGUGGAAAAAUCCAAAGUGUUGCAUCCCCAGAUGUACGCAGGCGCUGGCAUCGUCUCCUCCUCAAGUCUCAGCUCCACUCAAGGCCCGGAACCCGGUUUUCCCGACAUGCGCUUGUGAAGUGAAGUGCAAAGAUGCCGCGCACUAAGCAAAACAACCCGAAAAAUCUAAAAGAUAAAAUCGAAGAGGCACAGAAGGAGCUUAAAGAUACAAGUUCAACGAAAGGGACAUCCGGAAGCAGUCGACGUAUUGAAGAUAACAUCAAAGGCCUGAAGAGGAAAAAGGUCGUUGCGGAGAACAAGCUGAAGAAAAUUCCUAAAUCUCCAGUGAAGAAACCUCUGCAGUUAAAAACUCCUGAUACUGUUCACCAAGGAGGAUCCCCUAAGGAAAAUAGACCCUCUUGUUCCCCUGCUUCCCACAGUCCUUCCCAUCAUCCUUCAGCAUCGCCGAAUGGGAAAAGCGAAUCACAUGAUGCUCAGCCUGUUGAACCAUCCCCUGACAAAGGGGCAUCUGUCACUGACCAUGAAAGGCUGAAGCAAGAGGAAACUAAGUCAUCGCCUCUAACGCAUGAACCAACCAAUGAGGAGGAGGUUUCUUUGAAAGUGGCGCAACCUACAGACGGUAACACCCAAGACCGCGGCAUUGAUAAAACUGAUAAAGAUCCAUACCACACCAGUGCUCCACUUGAUGUCCUGCUGAAAGCAAUGGAGCCUGACAUGCUCACACUUGCCGAGAGGAAAAAUUCCUUCCAAGUCUCAGGUCAACCCACUGGUGAAUUUUCCAACAUGCCAGCUGUCAAUAUUGGUCUUCAAACUCAAUCGCCUCCGAUGCAGACUUAUUAUAUUGACAAACAGGGUAAUUUCAUUGGCAUUGCGGCACCAUUACAGGGAGGAGUACAGGCAUCGACGCAGGGUGAGGCUUUGCAGCCGCUGUCGUUUCCGAAUCAACAUUUUAUUCCUGUUGUUUCUAAUCCAGAAAAGCCAAGCAUCCACAUGAGUUUCAAUACCGGACCGUCAACAAUAACUCAUACACCCGUUCCCUCGGGCUCAAAUGCUUUGCCAAAAAGUCAACCCCCAAUUGUGCAAACCUGCCGGUCGCUUUCAGCAACUGUUCCCAGCACCAUUCAGGUGCCGGUCACACCUGGAAACAACCAUGUUCAGAUCACGACUGUAAUGAACUUUGGUGCUGAGCAUAUUUCCAAGGACCAAAAGCCCAAGAAGCCAGGAAAGUAUGUUUGUGAAUACUGCAACCGACCAUGCGCAAAACCCAGUGUGCUGCUCAAACACAUCAGGUCCCACACAGGAGAAAGACCGUACCCUUGUGUAACCUGCGGCUUCUCUUUCAAAACCAAGAGUAACUUGUAUAAGCACAAGAAAUCCCAUGCUCAUGCUAUAAAACUCGGUCUCAUUGCACGCUCUGAAUCAGGAGGUGGACUUCUACCUCAAGAAUCAGACAAAGCCCUUGGAACUCAUUCGGAGGUGGAGGAGAGUGGGGACAGUGACGAAGAAGGUAGCACUGUAGACCUGGAUCCGGACUCAUCACAGAGCAGCGCGGCAGCCUUGUCUGAAAACAGCUUACAGAGUUUGGGUACGUCGCAAGCAAUCUACGGUGAAGCGGACUCAUCAGCCGUGUUCGAUUCCGUGAAACCGACCCCUGCUCAGAGAAAUCAUGAGCCUAAAGUGACGGCUGCGCUGCCAAAAGUUGUUGUUUACCCAGUUAAUGUUUCGCCUCUAAGGGCGGAUAGUCCGAGAGUUACGGGCGCGGCGCCUGAACAAGCUGCUUCACAACGCCAACGAGAGUUUCCGACUGCCAAUGUUAGAUCAAACAUCAUGGUCCUGUCGUCUCUGAAAGAGAUAGUUGCCACAAGUCCCUCACUGGAUACGGUGAGCGAAGAUGAAGAUCAGCAAUGUAAAUCUCCACUUUUAAGCGGACAUGCUCAGCUUCAGAGGCAACAAGCUACCGACUUUUCUCUGCAGCAGCAGGCUAAGUGUCUACUCAGCCCUCGUAGUUUGGGAAGCACGGAUUCCGGCUACUUCUCUCGCUCUGAAAGUGCUGACCAAGCAAUGAGUCCACCUAGUCCAUUUGUGAAGAUCACACCACCAGCUGACAUUGACCUACCCAAAAAGGAUAUCUCUAAUGCCCCUCCUGUUAUUUCUACAGUCAUGCGUGUGGCGACAGAGCAAAGAUCCCAAGGAACAGAGGGUCAAAUGCGUCCCCCAUUAGAAACAAAAGCCCUCUCUUUGGAAGAACGAAUCUCAAAACUGAUAUCUGACAACGAGGCAGUGGUUGACAACAAGCAAUUGGACAGUGUUAAACCAAGGAGGACCUCUCUGUCAAGAAGGGGCAGCAUUGACUCCCCCAAGUCGUACAUAUUUAAAGAUUCCUUUCAAUUUGAUCUUAAACCAAUAGGACGGAGGUCAAGUUCAAGUUCAGAUAUCCCAAAGUCGCCAUUCACGCCCACGGAUAAAUCAAAACCGGUUUUUCUUCUCUCUGUACCUUCUCAAUAUCCCCCAAUGGAUUGUUUGCCCAUAACGAGGAGUAACUCCAUGCCGACAACACCGGGACACUCUGCUCUUCCGCUUAAUAUUGCUCACCUGGCUCACCCUUUGCGAAUAUGUCAUUCUUUUGAUGAGAAAGCUUCAAUAAACGAUGAUGUAUUUUCAUCCGCACCAUCAACCCCCAAUCCGGCAAUACAUUCCCGGACAUUAGUCAGACAAGCAGCAGUGGAGGACUUUUCCACCAGCGAAGGGCACAGACUUCCGACCGUCCGUUCAAUGGAUGAUGGAUAUCAUGCGUUAAACAAUAGCACAGAAUUGAUGCAAAGAAGCCGAUCUUUUGAAUACAGUCAAGAAAGACAAAGAAAAUUUCAACAGAAUAAAGGCACAAUGUAUGAAUGUGAAACUUGUCGAAAUCGGUACAGGAAGUUAGAGAAUUUUGAAACUCACAAGAAAUUUUACUGCUCGGAACUUCACGGACCAAAAAACAAGCCUGUUGUUGUUAAGGAAAGUGAUCAAGAUGUUUUUCAUGUGACCACACAGCCACAUUUAACGUCCAAGUCGAUUACCGGAUCAGGCGUUAUGGACCAACAGACGUCGUUCAGGAAGAGACGGAAAAUGAAAAGUGUCGGAGAUGAGGAUGAUCAAUCGCCGACGGACACAAAUCCACCGUGUUCGGUUAGUUUUGAUUCCGGUCAGCUACCCGCAGCCCUGGCAAGUCAAAGUUACCCCCAGCAUGGUGUCAUGGUCGAUAUACAACCCAAAAACAACCAGGCAAAGCUACCUCAAAUUCAACUCGUAGCACGAGGUGCAAGUGCUUCAGAUUCCAGACUGUCACCAAUUCGAGAAACGCAGAUCAGCACUUCUUCUAAAGGAGAAAUACAACGGCAAGGCAGUGGUACUUCAGUUAUCAGACACACCAACUCUCUCAGCAGGCCCAGUUCAUUUGAGACAGAAUCUACAGAUAAGGUUUCUCCGCUGGACGGCAAGGACAAGGACCCUGUGAAAUCCAAAACGGAUCUAUCAACAGCUAACAGUUAUCAUGACAAGUUAUCAAACCAGAAGAUGAUAGAACCUGAUUACAGAAAUCAAAGAAUUGACCAUUGCACCGAUGGUACAUUGGCAGCAACCGGAGAAACCUCUACCCCUGCCCAUCAGUGUCGUCUGGUUCGUCAAAACAACAUCCAAGUCCCUGAGAUUUUGGUCACAGAGGAGCCUGACCGAGAACACGAAUCACAGACUUCUGAACCAGCGGAAAAAGCCGCAGAUCAAUUCAGCUGGCCACAAAGAAGCGAGAGUUUGUCAAAGCUACCGGCUGAAAAGCUUCCGCCAAAAAAGAAAAGAAUUCGUCUUGCCCAAAUGGACCACUCUUCAGGCGAAUCCAGCUUUGAGUCGAGCCUCUCACGAAGCCUGAGCAGAGACAGUACUCUCUCACAUUGUUCCAGCAUUUCAGCCUCCUUUGACAGAGAAGAAGCUUCACGAUCGGAGAGUCCAUCAAGAGUGGAGUGUACCAACCCAGGUCAAGCCAAAGUAUUCAGUACACUUGGCGUUCCUGGAGCAAUGAGGCGCGCUGCAUCCGAACAGAUCACUUAUACUCAACCCUCAGUGGAAAUUUCAUGUGACUACCGUAGUAAGUCUUUUGACUGUGGCAACGUAUCCCCCAGCCGGGGUCACUCACCUGUUGGACAGCCUAAAAGUGGACAAGUCACCCAAGGGGCUCAAGUUCCACUGAUUGAAAGGAGGCGAGGGCCAUUAGUUCGUCAAAUGUCUUUAAAGAUAUGCCCGGAUAAUCAGCAGCCUGUUCGGAAAGUCUUAACUCUUGACAAAGCUCCGAUUACAAAUACAAACUCCAUAAACCAAAAUAGAUCCCAACAGAUUCAAAUUAUCAGUCGAUAUCCUAUAGCACAGAUUGCUGGCCUGCAAUCUGGAGAAGUACCGCUGCAUAGAAAUGAGCAAAUGAUCCAAAGUAUUAAUUUGGGGAGUCCGACACAGCAACCCCAAAUCUACGGCCUUCCACACCCUUGGCAUCAAACAUCUAGAGUUCAAGUAUGCCAAAAGGUUCAACAACCAGUGAGCCAGAUCAUAGCUGUUGGUGAGAAGGCCCAUAACAAGUCGUCGGACUUAGAAGAAAACAAAUGUUAUGUCCCCAAAUACCAAUUACCGUGUCCGACCCAAAGACCAAGUCAAACAUUUUCAUUCACAAACACACAAGGAUCUCACAAAGCGUUGCCUGUUUUACCGAUGCCCUUGACCAAUCCUAUUUUGAACACUUCAAAAUCAUCAGAUGCACUCAGAAAUGUUUAUACUCCUCAGCCCGGUCAGCAGGCCUCUGAUAUUAAGAACAAAUCUGUUCUUUUGCCUGUUGAGCAGCACAGGGACUCGAACAAUCAGACCCAAGCAGGUGGUAUUCCAUUGCCACAAAUCCUGAUAACUCAUGAGCAGAUGCACACUUCUCCCUCUGUCUCCGGGAAAAACACCCAUCCAUCCAAUCAUAACGUAGAUGCUGAAACUCAUGCUGCACCAAUGAUAAAGAAGGAUUGCACUCAGUUUGUAAAUAUUCAUAACAACGCUGGGGAAAGAGUGUCGUCUCUGGGGUCUUUGCAUUGUACACAGAAACUUGCAUCAGUGACUCUUUGCCCACAACAGGAGCCCAUUGCAUCAAGUAAAAGAAUGCUAUCACCUGCUAACAGUUUGGAUAUCUACAUGGAAAAGCAUCAAAAACGUGCCAAGGAUGAGCACGGUGUCGCCUGCCUUACUGACGGAAGAUCGGUCAAUUAUCUUAAUUCCAAUUUGUCGGAAGUGACCAGACAGCGGAAACUGACACUUGUAAGGCAGGUGUGUACUACGGAGCCGGUGGACAGUCCCAUUGAAACAGAGGCCCCUCCUUUGCCUCAGGUUAAAACGGAUACUGAGAAGGACCUCGAUGAUGUUAAGCCCAUGUCACCUGACAGUACCGGUUUGGAAAAAAGUACAAGCACAAUUAUUCCUGAAGAAGCAGGCCCUGCUAUAAAUACUUCGCCCCAUCGCCAGGGUUCCUGUACACCAGCCACUAACUCUCACAAAAGUCAAGAGAAAGCGGAUGAGCAGAAGUGGAAUUCCGUGAAAUCACCAAUAAGACCCUCAAGUUUCCACGGUGGUCAAGUAAAACUGAGCACAUCUGUUUCUGUGGUUAACACCAAAGACAGCCAUCGCUUGUCCUUCCCCAGCCUAAAAACGACCACCACUUUCACGUGGUGCUUCUUGAUGAAAAGAAAAUCACUUCACAAGCUACAAAGUGACCUGAAGACUUCCGCUUAUGCUGCCUGGGCAGUGAACCCAAAUAAUCCAAACCCGCUCGGGUUGCCCACAAAGGUGGUCAUGUCGCUCCUUGACUCCAAACACACCUCCAAGAAAAUCCACUACACUUCAGCUAUAAGAACAACAGGAAAAUCUGAUAUCUUGUCUUACUCGGGCAAGCUCAAAGAUGUCAUGCCGAGGGUACCACUGACCCAGAAGACUUUAUCAGUCGAAGCCAGAAGUAAAGUACAAACAGAAACUCAUUCUAGCAAUGACUCAGACAAGGAGGUGGCACCAAAAACAGAACCAAGGCGUAUCAAAAUCUUUGACGGCGGAUACAAAUCCAAUGAGGAGUAUGUUUACGUACGUGGGCGAGGGCGCGGUAAAUACAUCUGCGAGGAAUGUGGGAUCCGCUGUAAGAAGCCCAGCAUGUUGCGCAAACAUAUUCGCACCCACUCUGAUGUUCGGCCGUAUCACUGCAUCCACUGCAACUUCUCCUUCAAGACUAAAGGAAAUCUCACCAAGCACAUGAAGUCCAAGGCACACAGUAAGAAAUGCAUGGAAAUGGGGGUGCCCAAUGGACUCAUCGAAGACCAGGAUGCAGAGGAUUCAGGAGACCGCAGUCAGGUGAGCAGCGCUGACCGCCAAGAUUCAGACGGCGACGACUCCGAUGGCCCCGAUGAGGAAGAGAAUGAAGACAACGACGAGGAAGAAGACGACAGCCAAGCUGAGUCGGGCCUGUCCACGAACCCGUCUGUGUCUGCCAGUCCGCAGCAUAUUCCAUCUAAAGAGGCCGAGGUCCCGCCCAGUGCCCUCCUGGCACAGAUGUCAAUCAGCUCCAUUUCACAGCCUCUGGUUCCCGAAGCCCACACAUCAGACUCUCACUCUGUACCCAUCGUCAACCCGUUGUCCCUGAGCAAGCAGAUGUCUAUCUCGGGGUCCUGUCCGAGCUCAGCGCCCUUCUCUUUUAGUUCACUACCCGCCACGACGGACUGCAACAUCUCGGACACGGAGUCGGUGCACAUGAUGAGCCCCGUGUCACCGUGCAGGCAGAUGUCCAUCGACUACCCGGACUGUGAUGUGCCUCCGAGUCCACCAGUGUCAGGGAUGGGCUUUCGACCAAGUCAGGAGCCCCUGUUUGCUGCUCAUCCCAUGGCAACAACUGAGUCUGGAUUACCAGUGGACCGCAGCACUCAGACCUCCACUUCCCAAAGUCCGACACAUGUUCCCCUACAAGGUGUGUCCCAGGCCCCAAGAAUGGAGACACAGACCCACCUCUUCAGUCACCUGCCUCUGCAUUCCCAGCAGCCUUUUCGCUCCCCUUACAGUAUGAUUCCUGUCGGGGGAAUCCAACUGGUGCCUGCUGGCCUGGCAGCUUAUUCUACUUUUGUGCCAAUUCAGGCCGGUCCUGUGCAGCUCACCAUCCCAGCCGUUAGCGUUAUCCACAGAAACUCAAGCCCGGCACCGAACUCUUCGCCCCAGCCGGACUUGCAGCCGCUUGUGGUCCAGGAGCCGAUCAGUAACGUGGUGCCCUGCUUCCCCGUCAGCCAGGUCACCACCGAUUUACAAGGUCAGACAUUGCAGCCGCUAGGUUUGGAGACACUCAACCUAAUGGGCUUGACCAACGCAGGGCUCACACCCGCUCAACUGCUCCCCCAGCAAGGGGUCGCCCUGCAGGUUUUAGCCGCUAGCCCCACUUCCCAAAGCAGCACCAGCACCCAAACGCAUGUCCCGGGCCUGCAGAUAGUAAACAUCGCCCUCCCUGCUAUCAUCCCCUCCCUGAGUCCACUCCCUGCCCUCAGUCCUCUUUCAGGGUCGUGUGAGAGACAAGGGAGCCCGGACACACUCGGAGCACAAUCAUCUCAAACUGAAAGUCCUUCAGGUUGCAUGGCCACCUCCCCGCCUGCACCUUUGACACUCUUCACCUCAUCGGAGUUGACCCCGAGCAGCCUAGGAGAGCACCUCACACAGACUUUGGAGAGGACAGAAGGGUCCCCACGGCAACAGCCGCCCCCAAAAAGUCCGGCACAUUGCGUGGCAUCCCCCGAGGGAGGCGGCGGCGGUGAUGCCGCGCCGAUGAGAGCACCGCCGGUGUCCACCUGGCAGAAGGUCAUGGAUGACUAUAAUGAGGUUUCCAGUGACGAUGAAGACAGGCUGGUUAUUGCCACCUGAGAAGACCCCUCAAGUAGAACGCUCUUUUUUUUUUUUCUUUUCGAAUUGGAGUCACUUUAAGACUGAAAACACUUUUUCAGGGGUUUGUAUCUUUUACAAAUCACCUUUCAGAGCACAGAUGCUGACAUUCAUAUUGUACGUGCAAUCAUAUGGCAAUUAUAACGAAGACCAAUACUUUUAUUUCUACUUUUUUUUUGUACAUGUUGUAUAGACAAUUGUGCCUUUUAUGGAGUUUGUUGAACCUGUACAUAAUUCCUGAUCAAUUCAAUAGUCGCUUGUGUUUAUAUAUAUAUAUAUACAUAUAUAUACACCAAUAUAUAUAUAUAUAUAUAUAUAUAUAUAUAUAUAUAUA
Molecule: messenger RNA, 8866 nt
Organism: Doryrhamphus excisus (bluestripe pipefish)
Lineage: Eukaryota; Metazoa; Chordata; Actinopteri; Syngnathiformes; Syngnathidae
Gene: hivep1
Product: HIVEP zinc finger 1
Biological process (GO): regulation of transcription by RNA polymerase II
Cellular component (GO): nucleus
Molecular function (GO): zinc ion binding; DNA-binding transcription factor activity, RNA polymerase II-specific; RNA polymerase II cis-regulatory region sequence-specific DNA binding
Source: RefSeq, a predicted model, not a curated record